UGUUGGAAAAGUAUGUGAUGAAUUAUGCAUCUCCAUUCCAGACGAUCACUCCAGGAUCUCCUUGAAAUCGGAGAAUAACCACGGCAACUCAGACUACAUCAACGCAAGCCCAAUAAUGGACCACGACCCUCGCAACCCGAUGUACAUCUCCUCGCAGGGCCCCCUCCCCUCCACCGUGGCGGACUUCUGGCAGAUGGUGUGGGAGAGUGGCUGCGUGGUCAUCGUCAUGUUGACGCCGCUGUCUGAAAACGGAGUGAAGCAGUGUCAUCACUACUGGCCUGACGAGGGCUCCGAUGUUUACCACGUCUACGAGGUCAACCUGGUGUCGGAGCACAUCUGGUGUGAGGACUUCCUGGUGCGCAGCUUCUACCUGAAGAACCUGCAGACCAACGAGACCCGCACCGUUACCCAGUUCCACUUCUUAUCCUGGAUGGACCGCGGGAUCCCCACCUCUGCCAGGACCCUGUUAGACUUCCGCAGGAAGGUUAACAAGUGCUACCGGGGACGAUCGUGCCCAAUAAUCGUCCACUGCAGCGAUGGAGCCGGCAGGAGUGGGACUUACAUUCUGAUUGACAUGGUCCUCAAUAGGAUGGCUAAAGGUGCUAAAGAGAUUGAUAUUGCCGCUACCCUGGAGCACUUGAGAGACCAGAGAGCCGGCAUGGUCCAGACAAAGGAGCAGUUUGAGUUUGCGCUGACAGCCGUGGCAGAGGAGGUGAACGCCAUCCUGAAAGCCCUCCCUCAGUGAAAGACCCCCCCCCCCCCCCCCCCGGCUCGGUGAGCACCCGUUUCCUCUGCCCACUCAAGACACACAUCUCCUCCUCCCACCCGUCUUCCUCCUCCUCCUCCUCGCUCCGUUCCUCUCCUGUGUCUCCGCCUCCUCUUCACCUCUAUAUAUAUACUCUAUAUUUAUGAAUGUUGUGCCAGGUUUCACCUCGGGUUCCAUAUUGUUCAAAACGAUGCCUCAGAGUGCGGCCGCUCGAUCCGGGAUCCGCCGUCCUGCUGUGACGCUCUUAUGUCAAUAUGAACCCAGGUCUUCUCUUACUGUAAUGUUGUUCCUGAACUAACCAGUUCUAGUGCCACAGACUGAAACUAUUCAACGUGAUGUCAAGUGAUGAGUUCUGUUCCAGAAUCAGCUGUUUGAAAAAAAAUGAACAUAUUUACAUAACGGCAAACUAAAGUAGAGCUGCAGUCGAAAAGAUUUUUAUAACCACUGGUAGAUAUGAGGAUCUCCGUUUGUCUUAAAUCUCCUCCAGGCAGUGCAGACAGUCUAUGGUCGUGCAGCGAUCACAGGGAAUAAAGGUCACCACCCCCUCCCACUGGCCCCUCCCACUGGCUCCAGGUGAAUUCUCCUGAUUAUAUCCUGCUGUGUUCUCACAUCAGAUCACUCUGACUUUCUGCAGAAUAAAUACGAGGAGGCUGGAGGAGAAACAUUCAGA
Messenger RNA from Labrus mixtus (cuckoo wrasse), 1436 nucleotides. Its product is annotated as receptor-type tyrosine-protein phosphatase N2-like. NCBI's taxonomy places the organism in Eukaryota, Metazoa, Chordata, Actinopteri, Labriformes, Labridae. Gene Ontology annotation, biological process: protein dephosphorylation. Bases 116 to 745 code for a protein of 209 amino acids. The transcript is spliced from 8 exons. Gene Ontology annotation, molecular function: protein tyrosine phosphatase activity. The record is from RefSeq and is a predicted model, not a curated record. Gene Ontology annotation, cellular component: secretory granule.